CCUGCGUUCUGUACCGCUCUAUCGUCGAAAACGAGUAGCCAGGGUAGUUUGAGAACCCUGCUCGACAAAGAUCGGGCGUUGUUCUUCAGUUCCAAACCACACUUCGUGAAUGAAUUGAAUACUGUGAUUUUUGUGUAGUUUCACCAAACCCAGUGCCAAUUUACCAACAUUUUGCCUUUGUGCAGUGUUUUUAUCUAGCAGUUCCGCAAAAUCAGUCAAGCUGUGGGGCGCCGGCGCCUUCUUGUUUCCCCCUCAGGGGAUGUAUUACCCGCAUAUGGUGCAGACGGGUAUGACAGCUCCUUUCCCAGGGGCUGCGACCGCCACACCAGCAGGCUUCCCAACACAAAAUGGCGAAGUCAAAUCUGGGGCGGAGGAUAAACCUACGGUGACUGCUCUCCUUCCGCCCCCAACAGGUGCCCCGGCACCAGGAGCAGGACCGCCUUUUAGCCCGCCACCCCCUCAACCCCCGACAACAGUGGAACCACCCGUCAGUAUAGCUUGUAGUCCCGUGACGUUGGCCGCUCAGGCACAGUCUCAGUAUAAAUGUGAACCUCUUUCAACAGAAACCGAAAAUGGCCCUACAGUCCAAGUUCCAACCUCAGAGUCCUCAGAUGGAACGGUAAAUCCAUCAGUAGCACAGGCAGCUUCAGAUAUUAUUAAGAAUCAACCAAAAAGGCUACAUGUCUCGAACAUUCCAUUCAGAUUUAGGGACCCAGAUCUUAGAGCAAUGUUUGGGCAAUUUGGCCCAAUAUUAGAUGUAGAAAUUAUUUUUAACGAAAGGGGAUCCAAGGGUUUCGGUUUUGUAACAUUCGCAAAUAGUGCUGAUGCGGAGCGCGCACGAGACCGUCUACAUGGCACCGUGGUUGAGGGAAGAAAAAUAGAGGUAAAUAAUGCAACUGCAAGAGUACAAACCAAAAAACCUCCAGCGUUACCUACAGUCCCAGUGAUACAAUGGUCUGACGCGACGCUGCGAGCGGGAGUCGCCGCCAUUCAACGCGGCAGGGCAAGAGCCGCAUAUCCUUCAGCUGCGGCAGCAGCUGCAGCUGCAGCAGCUUUUACCAGGCAUCCCACACCUCUCACAGCCGGUUCAUUACACGGAUACACUCCAGUGUUAAAUACCUUACCAGUGGAAGGAGGAGUGUAUUAUGACCCCUUCCUAGCUGCGCACGCUGCUGACCAGAAUUAUUCAAGGCUGCAGGCAGCCGCAGCAGCAGCCGCAGCGACACCCUUACUAAAAACACCCCUAUCGACUGCUCAACAGGCGAGCUACGCGGCAGCGGCGAGCUACACAGCGGUAGCUGCGAGAUAUGGAGCAGCGGCAGCCGCCCAACCAGUGGCUGGGUACGCGGCGGUUGCAGGAUAUGGCAGGGAUUACGGAGAUCCUUAUUUGGGACAUGGAAUCGGACCGAUAACUGGAUAUGGGAUGUAUCGUAGCAGUUACAACCGUUUCACGCCAUACUGAACAUAUCAGCAGCUCCGUAAGGCCUACCAAGCUAAAUACUCAAAUUAAAAAAAAAACUAUUGUUACUCGUCUUGUGUACGUAGCACAAUGCAGCACAAAACAAACAUUAUGAUUUUAUGAUAAAUAAGGAAAAUAAGAGCCAAAGAGCUGAAAACUCACUAACGUAAAAGCCCUUGUGAUAGCCCAAAAAAGCUAACCCAGCUCUCUAACGUUUAAGCAUUAGAAUUAAGUUAAAAGUUUCCGUAAACUUAUACUCUACAAGGAUAUGUAUUGCGAUUCCAAAUGCAUCUCUUUGCUUUUUCCGUACAAGUAGUUUAAUUCAUAAUAUGAGUAAAGACGAAAGGUAUAAUGUGAACUGGUGGUUGAUUAGUCACAGUUAAAGUCUAACAAGCUCUCUAAGAGACUGCUAUUGUUCGAAGUGUGAAAUUCCAUAAACAAGGUCUCUUAGAUAUCUUGAUAGACUAUACCGCACACGAUACUGUUCAAUAAGUACUGAUAAUAUUCCAUAGUAUAGUUAUACACUUCUCCAAACAAUUAACACACCACCUUAAAAGUGUGUCACUUUUGAUUUUGAAUUUCCUAAUCUUUAGGUGAUUUUUUAAAUAUGUCAUAGCCUUAUUCUUUAACAAUAUCGCUGUAAUAAUAUUGUUGCUAGAUAGGUAAAUUGUCAUUGUGUACCUGGUGUACCAAUCAAACUGUGAUAUUUUCUCAAAGUUCGCGUCACCCUAUGGAAUAUUCUAGCAUUUAUAAAAUGCUGAAAUUAAAACCCAACUGUAGCGUCAUGUUUUCUUAACAUUCUCUUACAGUUUGCUUUAUAAACGUGUGUCCGCAAAUGCUUCGUUGCCGAGAUAGAGGGUGUUAAAAAUUUUCUUACAAACUGACGAUUUAUUUAUUGCUCUAAAACCGGUGAGAUAUGCAAAUAAAAUUUGGUUGGUUUUAAAAGGUAGUUAUUGCGCAUUUUUUUGAUAUACAAUUAGAAAUUUAAUAUUCACCAUUGGCGCGCAUACGGGUAAUAUGACCCUUAUGUGCGCCAAUGGUGAACAUAAAAUUCUUAAUUGUAUGUCAAACAAUGCACAAUAACUACCUCUUAAAAUCCACCAAAUUGGAUUUGCACACCUCAACCGGUUUUAGAGCAAUAAAUAAAUCGUUAGUUUGUAAGAAAAAUUUCAACACCCCCUAUUUCGGAAACGAAGCAUUUGCGGACAUACAUUUAUAAAGCAAACUGUCAUUAUUUUUUCAUGUAAAUUACCCUUUAUAGUUUGCCAUACUUAUUUAAAAACACCUUGAAUUGAUGAAAAACAAGGCUAGUUGUUAAAGUACCUAACUUUUUUAUUAUCCAACAUAAGCGAAUGAAUCAAAAAACAGAAUGUUAAGAAAACAUGAGGCUAUAGUUGGAUUUUAAUUUUAUAAAUGCUAGAAUAUUCCACAGGGUGACCCGAAAUUUGAGAAAAAAUCAGUUUGAUUGGUAAACUCGGUGUACAACAUUAUUACAGCGAUAUUGUUAAAGAAUAAGGCUUUAGCAUGUUAAAAAAAUCACUUAAAUCGGACGACAGGUAAGAAAUUGGAGACAUUAAAAAUGACAAAUUUGUAAGGUGGUGCGUUAAUUUCUUGCAGAAGUGUAUUACACCGUAAAGUUAUAUUUCACAAAUUCUUGAAAUUAACAGACUUCACUACCGAAGGAACAAAGUAUGAGGAAAAGCCUUAGAGAUGCAUAUGGACCGCACUGUAAUAAAAAGUGGACCACCGGUGCUUACAUGGACCACCAAUUAUUGAGCUUUCUUGUUGGUUUAGCAUAGAGUCUGAGAACAACUUUGGUCUUGUCAUAACAGAUUAGGUAUAUUUUUCACCGGAUCUUUUUGUUACUCUCGUUCUCAGGCUCUAUCUGAAAUCCAUAUUGUUUCUGAAUCUCAGAUAUAGAUGAGGUGAACUUUGUGACAAAACUAGAAUAGACUAUAUUACUUCCUUUGUAGUAGUAGAAGAGAAAUAGCACAUUUGAUGCUAGUGAGAAUAGCUCUUUAAAUAAGUAUAAUACUGGUAAAUAUGAUUUAUGAUUAAUUUAUGUAAAAGUAGAUUUAACAGAUUUGAUAUAAUUUUGGGAAAUAUGCCGUAUUCUUAAAUGAAGAUUUUAUGUUGAUACCGAAUAGAAUAAACUUGACUGUAUGCCUUAUGUGACUAUUUUCUCUGUUUCUUUUAUUCUAUGUACCUUUUCCAUUGAUUCUUACAAUUUUAAUAAAAGCAACAUUUUUAAGAAUUUAAACAAUCAUCCUCCUCCAUCUCUUACUGAGGUUGGCGACCAGUAUGUCAAAGUCUGGUCUAUUGAGGGCUUGAUAUAUGAGAGCUCUGCUUUUAGUUCUGGUCCUUCCUCUUGUAGCGCCUAUCCCUUUCGGAAGUUGGCGACCAUCAUGGCAAGCUUUACUUUGCACACUUCUUCUUAACAUGCCCUAUCAAGUCCCCUUGACGUUGGCGAUUAACAUGGCGAAACUGUCUCUGUCUCGAGCUAUUCUAAAUAGGUGUUCUGCUUUCUUUAUUCCUGUCCACUCCCGGAUAUUCUUCAAACAAGAGGCCUGCUUUCUACCAAUUCCUCUGCGUCCUUUGAUUUUACCCAUCAUAAUAAGACUAUUAUACCGGUCUUCCCUUACUACGUGUCCAAAAUAGGCCAUCUUUCUAUAUUUGAUGUUAUCAAGCAGCUCGCGGGUAGCAUUUGCUCUCUUAAGGACUGCCACAUUUGUCAGCAUAGCCGUCCAUGGUAUUUUCAGAAUACGUCUGUGCAGCCACAUUUCAAAGUCCUCCAAACGGUUAAUGGUGGAUAUUUUUAAUGUCCAUGCUUCGACACCAUACAAGAGGACUGACCAAAUGUAGCAUUUAAUCAUGCGCUUUCGAAGUUGAAGUUGCAAGGUAUCAUUACAGAAGAAUGACCCCAUUUUUAAAAAUGUCGUGCGGGCUAUCUCGAUUCUACAUUUUAUCUCUUUAUCUGGAUCUAGUUGUUCAGUAAUAUGGCAACCAAGAUAUUUAAAACUGGGUACUCUUUGAAUUAUAUGACCAUCAACAUAUAAACGUGAAUCUUGAUGGACCAAACGGCUAAAUACCAUGUAUUUUGUUUUUGAACAGUUUAUAUUUAGGCCAAACUCUCUUCCCACUGUGUCAAUGGCAUUUAAAAGGUGUUGUAAUCCAUUCAUAUCAUCACUUAAAAUAACUGUAUCGUCUGCAUAUCUGAUUGUAUUUAUCAGAAUUCCAUUAACCUUCACACCCCAUUCCAAAUUAUGCAGCGCUCCUUAAAUAUUCUAUCUGAAUACAAAAAUUGAAUGGGUUGCAUAUGUGAGUCCAUAUUAAAUAUAGUAAUGAAACACAGACCUACUCACAAUCAUUUAAUUAUACUUUGACGACCGGUUUCGAUCUCUACAAUAUACAGAUCAUCUUCAGGUCGGCGUUACAAGUAGUUAAAUGCUACAAUAAGAGAAAACUUGUGUUAGAACAAUGUCUGAUUGAAGAGAUGUUAAUAGAAAGCCAAAUUUAAAAAAUUUUAUAAAAUUUUUUGAAAUAAAGGUUUCCAACUGUUGACAUUUCAGAAUAUUGGUAUAUACAAAGGCACACCUAUGAGUAAAAAUGCUCAUAGGCAUGUAUGUGCAAAUGGGUGCAUACAGUUUGUGAAUUUGUUGAGAUUAAAAUUUUUAACCAUUAAAAAACAAAAGAAAUAUAAGCUGACUUAAAUAUGCUUCCAAAUUCAAAGUAGUAAUAAUAAAAGAGAUAGUAAUAUUGUUCUAAUCUACUUACAUGCCGUUACAAGGAUUGCGUUGCAACUUAGUUGUUGUCAUAUUAGUACGUCCAAAUUAUGCUAAUUGGUUUGUUGGGAUAGUGAUAGGGUAAACCUACGUAACCUACGUAACAUGUCUGUUUACCCUAUCACUAUCCCAACAAACCAAUUAGCAUAAUUUGGACGUACUAAUAUGACAACAACUAAGUUGCAACGCAAUCCUUGUAACGGCAUGUAAGUAGAUUAGAACAAUAUUACUAUCUCUUUUAUUAUUACUACUUUGAAUUUGGAAGCAUAUUUAA
Molecule: messenger RNA, 5515 nt
Organism: Diabrotica virgifera virgifera (western corn rootworm)
Lineage: Eukaryota; Metazoa; Arthropoda; Insecta; Coleoptera; Chrysomelidae
Gene: Rbfox1
Product: RNA binding protein fox-1 homolog 3
Exons: 9
Coding region: 260-1462 (400 amino acids)
Biological process (GO): regulation of alternative mRNA splicing, via spliceosome; nervous system development
Cellular component (GO): cytoplasm; nucleus
Molecular function (GO): mRNA binding
Source: RefSeq, a predicted model, not a curated record